AUGGCUCCCGCUCACCCCAGCCCUCAACCAGCCGCAUCCGCCAACCAAAUCCCUACCCUCCCUUCAACCACCUCCGACAGACGCUCCGCCUCUUACAACCCCCCCGUUGACGACGACGAGAAUACUCCCGGCGGCGAUCUCUCCCCCAAGCCGCUCGCCGGCGCCAAUAUCGACAUGCAGAUCCGCGAGUACCACAACAGCAUCAAGGCCACCUUGACCGCGCUGCUGAAUGAUGAACGGGUAAGACAAAACCCGGGCGGCAGCAAAUGUGUCCAGACGGGCCUUCUUGAAACGGAAAGGGACUUACGCAAGGAAAAGAGGAAAUCGCUCAGUACCCGGCCGCCGGAAGAGAAGCUAUAA
Messenger RNA from Aspergillus clavatus NRRL 1, 360 nucleotides. RefSeq lists its product as uncharacterized. The transcript has a single exon. The coding region runs from base 1 to 360 and encodes 119 amino acids. The record is from RefSeq and is a predicted model, not a curated record. NCBI's taxonomy places the organism in Eukaryota, Fungi, Ascomycota, Eurotiomycetes, Eurotiales, Aspergillaceae.